Messenger RNA from Cutaneotrichosporon cavernicola, 1365 nucleotides. RefSeq lists its product as uncharacterized. The transcript is spliced from 4 exons. Bases 1 to 1365 code for a protein of 454 amino acids. The record is from RefSeq and is a predicted model, not a curated record. NCBI's taxonomy places the organism in Eukaryota, Fungi, Basidiomycota, Tremellomycetes, Trichosporonales, Trichosporonaceae. Gene Ontology annotation, molecular function: electron-transferring-flavoprotein dehydrogenase activity; flavin adenine dinucleotide binding. Gene Ontology annotation, cellular component: cytoplasm.
AUGUCGCCAGUCCCAGUACCAGAAAUGGGGAUUGCCGCGUCCGCUCCACCCCGCACCGUCGUCGUCCUCGGCGUGAGCUACGGCGGCGGGCAUGCGGCCAAACUCCUCGCAUCCCAGCUCCCACAGGGGUGGCGAGCCGUCGCCAUCGACCGCAACUCGCACAUGAACCACGUCUACGUCUUCCCGCGCGUCACUGCCCUUCCCAAGCUCGCGCCAAAGGCUUUCCCACCAUACACCAACCUGUUCAAGCUCCCACCCGCGCCUGAAGUCGAACCCGAAGCUGGAUCGCCAGCGUUUUUCCAGGUCACGCAGAAGCGAGGGGUUACAAACGGGCCUCACGAGUUUAUCCAUGGCGAGAUUACACGCCUCACACCGAACAAAGUCUUCUUCCGCCGGCCCGGUGAGACGGAGGACGAAACACUUGCCUUUGAUUACUGCAUCCACGCAUUGGGUGCGAGCUUGCCGGCACCGUGUGAUGUUUGGAGCGAUAACGAGGCAUCUGGAACGAAGAAGGGCGCCAUGAGCUGGAUGCAGAGGCAGCAUGGAGUGAUUGAGCGUGCGCAACGCGUUCUGGUCGUCGGCGGAGGAGCUCUUGAAUUCUCCAGUGACAUCAAGGACAUCUGGCCCGACAAGGAGGUGACAAUGUUACAUUCACGCAAACGUGUUCUGCCGCGAUACCCGCAAGAGAUGCACGAUGCAGCCAUCAACGGGCUCGAGGCGCUUGGCGUGCGGGUUGUGCUUGGCCAACGUGUCGUUCAUUGGCCGGCCAGCAAUGCCGAGGGCGUCGAAAAGGUCGUGACGACUGACAAGGGCGAGACGUUCAUCGCCGACCUCGUGCUGCCGUGUACAGGAACCAAGCCACACUCGGCACUCAUGGCGGCGAUGGAUACCCACACAGUCAACCCGACAAAUGGACGGAUUGCUGUACGCUCCACCAUGCAAGUACGACGUUUCGACGUCGCUCACGAGAUGGCCGGCCUUUCAGUGGAUGACAAGACGAUCGAGGAGGGCUCGGAUGCCGACCUGGACCACAUGUUCGCAAUCGGUGACUCUGCCGACACGUCGGCGAUCCAGGCGGGCCAUGUAUCGUUCUACCAGGGUGUGGUGGCUGUCAAUAACAUCAUCAAGAUGAUCGAGCGGGAGAACAAGGUGUUGGCCAAUGGCACUCUCAGUAACGGGUGCGCGCCCGUCGCACUGGAAGAUUACACUCCCACGCCGCCAAUGCUCAAACUCACCCUCGGCUUGAAACACUACGCGACGGCUAUGCCAGACGGCGUGACAACUGCUGACGACGGCGAAGAUGACCUCCAUGCCCGGCUCAUGUGGGGCGCCUAUCAUGCCGACGACCUGCCAGACCACGCUUAG